Messenger RNA from Eptesicus fuscus (big brown bat), 425 nucleotides. RefSeq lists its product as uncharacterized. Gene Ontology annotation, biological process: G protein-coupled receptor signaling pathway. NCBI's taxonomy places the organism in Eukaryota, Metazoa, Chordata, Mammalia, Chiroptera, Vespertilionidae. Gene Ontology annotation, cellular component: heterotrimeric G-protein complex. Gene Ontology annotation, molecular function: G-protein beta-subunit binding. The record is from RefSeq and is a predicted model, not a curated record. Bases 1 to 414 code for a protein of 137 amino acids. The transcript is spliced from 2 exons.
AUGGGCACCGUGGUGGGAAGCUGGGCACCGUGGGGGAAGCUGGACACGUCAACAGCUGGGCAGCUGAAUGUGGUAGAAGCAGCAGUUCCUGGGCGGAAGCAACCUUUGUUAGGACUGGGCUCUGGGAGGAUUAUGUCCAGUCGGAAUCUGAAAAAUCAGGAUCCUUAUACUGCACCUGCAGGCUCUGUCCACAAGCAUGUUCCAGCCACAUCCUCCAGUGCCAGUGUGUAUGCCCUGCAGCGCUUAGUGGAGCAGCUCAAGUUGGAGGCCAGCGUGGAGAGGAUCAGGAUCUCUCAGGUGGCUGCCAAGCUUCAGCAGAACUGCAUGCAGAAUGCCUGCAAGGAUGCCCUGCUGGUCGGUGUUCCAGUGGGCAGCAACCCUUUCCGGGAGCCCAGAUGCUGUGCUUUACUCUGAAGACUGGAAAG